UGGAUUCGGCUGCGGCUCUGCGGCGGGUGUCGUGGGGUCCUCGCCAGCAGAUCCUCCGCCCACCGCGAGGAGAAGGGCAUGCAGCCGCUGCACACCGGAGGCCGCAGCCUGGGCCCGGGCAUCCUGAUCCUGACUAUUCCGAGGCUGCACUGUCCCCGUACACGCGGGAGUAGUGCCUGGGGACUGAUCUGCGCUUUCUCACUCCACUUGAAGGCCCAGGGCCCGGCGUCUCCUUGCAUCCCCAGCUCUGCCUCUGCGGAGGAUGGGGAUGGGUAGAUGACUCCGCUGAGAGCGGAAAUGAGGGGUGCAGAAGAGCUCGCAUCCACUUCUUUGUGGAGUGGCUCCAAAGGUCUGGAGCGCACACUGAGAGGGCCCAGGACACCGAAGGCGCAUAGGGCGCAGGGCGCUGGGGCCGCCGCCCGAAGGCUAGCGCUUCCCCUCUGAGGCAGCCCAGCCACCAUGGCGCGCGGUUUCGCAGCGGCCUCCGACUCACUGGGCCUAGGAGAACUCAGCUCCAGCUCUCCGAGCUCCCUGUCCUCCCGGGGCCACCUGGGCAGCGACUCGGGCUCCACCGCAACGCGAUACCUGCUGAGAAAGCAGCAGCGGCUGCUGAAUGGGCCCUCCCGCGGAAUCCGAGCCUCCUCACCCAUGGGCCGAGUGAUCCUCAUCAACUCCCCCAUCGAAGCCAACAGCGACGAAAGUGACAUCAUCCACGCAGUCCGCGUGGAGAAGAGCACAGCAGGAAGACUGGGGUUCAGCGUGCGGGGCGGCUCCGAGCACGGUCUGGGCAUCUUCGUCAGCAAGGUGGAGGGCGGGAGCAGCGCCGAGCGGGCCGGCCUGCGUGUGGGGGACAAGAUCUCAGAGGUGAACGGGCUGAGCCUGGAGAGCACCACGAUGGCCAGCGCCGUGAAAGCGCUGACCCGCAGCAGCCGCCUGCGCAUGACCGUGCGGCGCAUGGGCCGAGUACCGGGCAUCAAAUCCUCCAAGGAGAAGACCACCUGGGUGGACGUGGUGAACCAGCGGCUGGUGGUGGAGAGGUGUGGCUCGUCGCCGGCUGACAGAGGCUCGGGGGACGCUGUGCGGCGCAUAGUGCACCUGUACACGACCUCCGACGACCUCUGCCUGGGCUUCAACAUCCGUGGGGGCAAAGAGUUCGGCCUGGGCAUCUAUGUGUCCAGAGUGGACCCCGGCGGGCUGGCUGAGGAGAACGGCAUCAAGGUGGGGGACCAGGUCCUGGCGGCCAACGGUGUCAGAUUCGACGACAUCAGCCACAGCCAGGCUGUGGAGGUGCUGAAGGGCCAGACACACACCAUGCUGACUGUCAAGGAGACCGGCCGAUACCCUGCCUACAAGGAGAUGGUCUCUGAAUACUGUUGGCUGGACCGAUUGAGCGAUGGCGCGGGCGCGCCGCAGCAGCUGUGCCCCGCCUCCGCCUCCGAGAGCAGCUCCAGCGUCUCCUCCUACGCCUCCAGCACCCCCUACAGCUGGGGCUCCCUGCCCUCCGACCGCGCGGACACUUGCCUGGGGCCGGCGGAGCUGGGGGACCAGGCGCCAGGCUGGGGCAGGGCGGACACUGCCAUGCAGACGGAGCCCGACGUGGGGGGCCGCAUGGAGACCUGGUGCAGCGUGCGGCCCACGGUCAUCCUCAAGGACACCGCCAUCCGCUCCGACGGCCCCCCACCCUCCCGGUGCCUUGACUCUGCCCUCCCCGAGUCCCCCAAGACUGCGCUGCUGCUGGCCCUCGGCCGGCCCAGGCCCCCUAUCACGCGCUCCCGGAGCCAGCUGACCCUGUGGGAGGAGAAGAAGCAGCAGAAGGAGAAGUCGGGGUCCCCUGGGGAGAAGGGGGCCCUGCAGCGCUCCAAGACGCUGAUGAACCUCUUUUUCAAGGGAGGGCGGCAGGGGCGGCUUGCAGGGGAUGGGCUCAGAGAGGCCUGGACGCUGGACUGCAGGAGCCCAGCCAAAGCCCGGCCUUGCCUGGACCUGGAGAAAGCUUCGGACUCGAGCUGUCUAAAGGCCUGCACAGCACCCCACACGUGUCCCUCUGCAUCUGUCGCUCCCUCUUUUCCAUGGGUUGGCUCCGCUCUCGUCAUGGAGAUCUUCUCACUCCCUCCACUCGCUCUGAGUGAAGUGUCUGGCCGGCAAGACUUUGCAGCCCGGCAGGCCCAGGCCCCUUCCAGGCAGGCUUGCCACCCUGUCCAGGCCCCAGCCCUCCGCUUCCGGGCUGGGGCCCAGAUUCUGCAGCUGGACCUCCUCUCCUCACCAGGGAGCACAGGGCCUGUGCAGAAGUUUGUUCCCCGGAGGCUGAGAGGCGACUGGGAGAGGGGCCGAGCCCUGCUGUUGGCCAGGUCUGGGAGCCCAGCCAGCCAGCUGCCCAGUACAGAUGAGCGGGUGCAGGCCUGGGACAGCCGACGGCCCCUCAUUCAGGACCUGGCCCGCCGGCUGCUGACCGAGGACGAGGUGCUGGCGGUCACUCGCCACUGCUCCAGGGCGCACUCUGACCUCCCCUCCGAAGCCCUCCGCGGCAGCGCCAGUGUCCAGCUCACUGCUCUGCGUGGCUCCCCUGCCCCUCGCUCGCGCUCGGCCGAGUUCCUGACGGUCUGGGACGAGGUCUGCUUGCUAUGCCCCCGAGGCCGGUCCGGAGCCUGGCACGCAGAGGGUGCUGAACGCAGACCUGUGAACUUGGGGUGUGCGCGCACCUGUGGCCGGUUCUGUGCAUACGUGCACGAGGGUGGGGUGGAGGACCUGGUGCGGCCCCUGCUGGCCAUUCUGGACAGGCCCGAGAAGCUGCUGCUGCUGAGGGACAUCAGGAGUGUGGUGGUCCCCACGGACCUGGGUCGCUUCGAGAGCAUGGUGACGCCUGCAGAACUGGAGGCCUUUGAAGCCCUGAAGAGCAGGGCAGUGUGGCCUCCCACUCUGAGACCAGCCCAGCAGGACACACCACCCAAACGCCAUCUCGUCACCCCUGUGCCUGACAGCCGCGGAGGCUUCUACCUGCUGCCUGUGAACAGAGGGCUGCCCGAGCACCUGGAGGCCCUCAGGGUCUCUCCGAGCGCCUCCGCCCCGCCCCGCCCUCGGAAAGGGCCCCCCCCCCUCCAGGACGUGCCAGUCGAGGCCUUUGGCGCGCACCGAGUCACACGCACACCCCCUCCCCAGCCGCCCGCCCUGGCUCCCCGGCCCCCUUGGCCUAACUGGCUGCUCGCCGAAGCCCUGAGUCCAGAGGAUGGUCAGAGGAGCCCGGGCCAUGGCCCAGCCGGGGCCCGCAGCCGGAGCCGAAGCCGGGGCCGAGGCAAGUCCCCCGGGCACGGGCGCUCCCCGUCUCCGGCGCCUCUCCCCACCGUCAGCAUGGCCGCCGGGCGCCACCACAGCCCUCAGAAGGCCAGACCCCCUCUGCCACAGCCUCUGGGCUGCCAGGUGGCCAAGGUGGAGGACAGGCCAGGGCCCUGGGAGGACGGCAAGGGCAGCGCAGCUGAGGAGGCAGCCGGGCAGACCCCUGGCGGGGAGCUGAGGACAGUUGCGCUGUCCAAGACGAAGCCAUCCUUGGGCAUCAGUAUUUCAGGGGGCAUCGAGUCCAAGGUGCAGCCCAUGGUGAAGAUAGAGAAGAUCUUUCCAGGGGGUGCCGCCUUCCUCAGUGGGGCGCUGCAGGCUGGCUUUGAGCUUGUGGCAGUGGAUGGGGAGAGCCUAGAGGAAGUGACCCACCAGCGAGCAGUGGACACCAUCCGCAGAGCUUACCGCAACAAGGCCCAGGAGCCCAUGCAGCUGGUGGUCAGGGUCCCUGGACCGGGCCUGUCACCCUCAGCCCUUGACCCAUCAGCCCUCACUGACCAGCGCCUCCCCUCUGACCGUCCCUCUGCCCCCCAGCCCCUUAAUGCUGCUCCAGGGCCCUCCCACUGGCUUCUAGAACCUCCUGUGGAGGCCAGGCUCCUCCAGCGGACUCCCAGCCUGGUCCCCUCCCCAACCCUGGACUCCUGAGGCCACCUGAUACCCUCCUCACUGAUCCAUGAUCCUCCCCCCGAUUCAGUUCUCAGAGCCCACUGUCCUCCUGCGGUCUCUGACCUCUCAUAUGAACCUCUGGGGGCUCAGGAACCUCAGUCCCGCCUGCCCUGCCUACUGUGAGUGCCAUCCCUGCUAGGCUCAUCUGCCUGCGGUCGCCCUCCCAGACCAGAGAAGCCUGGUGUCCACAGACAGGUGCUAGAGAAGGCUUCGGUCAGCUGCAUCCACUACUCCCCAACCUAAGGAGCGGGGGCCAAGAAACCCUGAUCUGGAGCAGAGGACUGGUGGGCACUUUCUCCUGAUGCUGCUCCAAGCCCGACUCCCUCAGCACUGAGGGCCACAGACUCCCCAGUCCGGGCACUCAUCAGGGGACAGGACGCAAGCCUUUUCUCAUUCCUUAGACUCUAAGUUCAUUCCAAGACUUGGUCAACAAGGACCAGACUCUGCUGGAUUUCUUUCUCCUUGUAAGAUGGGAGUGGAGGUCACAAAAGGUCCCCAGCACUUGUUUAUACAGCAUGCUCACUUUAAAAACAAAAAAAAUUUUUUUUAAUUUUUUUCUUUGGGUUUUUACAAGAAAUUUACAGUGUGAAAAAUAUCAGGUGAAAACAAGGCCAUAAAUCGGGGUACUUUGAGGGCCUGCUUGGUCACAAACACAAAUAAACAAGACAUUUCUGAGUUC
Messenger RNA from Heterocephalus glaber (naked mole-rat), 4669 nucleotides. RefSeq names its product PDZ domain containing 7 (gene Pdzd7). Gene Ontology annotation, cellular component: stereocilia ankle link complex; plasma membrane; stereocilium tip. Lineage: Eukaryota; Metazoa; Chordata; Mammalia; Rodentia; Bathyergidae. Gene Ontology annotation, biological process: sensory perception of sound; auditory receptor cell stereocilium organization. Gene Ontology annotation, molecular function: protein binding. The record is from RefSeq and is a predicted model, not a curated record.